This is a messenger RNA of Sciurus carolinensis (gray squirrel), 3781 nucleotides long. It is a transcript of the gene Rbl1, whose product is annotated as RB transcriptional corepressor like 1. The transcript is spliced from 22 exons. Gene Ontology annotation, molecular function: RNA polymerase II transcription regulatory region sequence-specific DNA binding. The record is from RefSeq and is a predicted model, not a curated record. Gene Ontology annotation, cellular component: chromatin; nucleus; transcription regulator complex. The coding region runs from base 220 to 3441 and encodes 1073 amino acids. Lineage: Eukaryota; Metazoa; Chordata; Mammalia; Rodentia; Sciuridae. Gene Ontology annotation, biological process: cell differentiation; regulation of transcription by RNA polymerase II; negative regulation of G1/S transition of mitotic cell cycle.
CGAGCUCGGUCUGAUUUUCACGUUUCCUGAGAAGGGCGCCUGGGAGCUCCGGAGGAGCAACGGACUUCUUUCGAGGCGAUAAGCGGAGGCAGACUGCUAAGGGGCGCUGCUCUGAAUGGACGAUUUUCGCGCGCUUUGCCGCGGGGGGUUGUGGGUAGAGCGCCCGGGAGGGAGAAAGGAGCCGGGGGUCGAGGCUGGCCUCCCGCAGGGCCCGCGGGGAUGUUCGAGGACGAGCCCCACGCCGACGGGGCGGCGGUGGUCGCCGCGGCCGGGGAGGCGCUGCAGGCCCUAUGCCAGGAGCUGAACCUGGACGAGGGGAGCGCGGCCGAAGCCCUGGACGACUUCACCGCCAUCCGAGGCAACUACAGCCUAGAGGGAGAAGUUAUGCAUUGGUUGGCAUGUUCAUUAUAUGUUGCAUGUCGCAAAAGCAUUAUUCCCACAGUUGGGAAGGGUAUCAUGGAAGGAAACUGUGUUUCACUUACCAGAAUACUACGUUCAGCUAAAUUAAGUUUAAUACAGUUUUUCAGUAAAAUGAAGAAGUGGAUGGACAUGUCAAAUCUUCCACAAGAAUUUCGUGAACGAAUAGAAAGGCUAGAGAGAAAUUUCGAAGUGUCUACUGUAAUUUUUAAAAAAUUCGAACCAAUUUUUUUAGAUAUAUUUCAAAAUCCAUAUGAUGAGCUACCAAAGUUACCACGAAGCAGGAAACAGAGGAGGAUUCCUUGUAGUGUUAAGGAUCUCUUUAAUUUCUGUUGGACACUGUUUGUUUAUACUAAGGGUAAUUUUCGUAUGAUUGGGGACGAUUUAGUAAACUCUUACCAUUUACUUCUCUGCUGCUUGGAUUUGAUUUUUGCCAAUGCCAUUGUGUGCCCAAAUAGACGAGACUUGCUAAAUCCAUCUUUUAAAGGUUUACCAUCUGAUUUCCAUACUGCUGACUUCAGGGCUUCUGAAGAACCUCCCUGCAUCAUUGCUGUACUGUGUGAACUGCAUGAUGGACUUUUAGUAGAAGCAAAAGGAAUAAAGGAGCACUACUUUAAACCAUAUAUUUCAAAACUCUUUGAUAGGAAGAUUUUAAAAGGAGAAUGUCUCCUUGACCUUUCCAGUUUUACUGAUAAUAGCAAAGCAGUGAACAAAGAGUAUGAAGAGUAUGUUCUAACUGUUGGUGACUUUGAUGAGAGGAUCUUUUUGGGAGCAGAUGCAGAAGAGGAAAUUGGAACACCUCGAAAGUUCACUGGUGACACCCCAUUAGGGAAACUGACAGCACAGGCUAAUGUGGAGUAUAACCUACAACAGCAUUUUGAAAAAAAAAGAACAUUUGCACCUUCUACCCCACUGACAGGACGGCGAUAUUUACGAGAACAAGAAGCCAUUAUUACUCCUGUUGCUUCAGCUACCCAGAGUGUGAGCCGCUUACAGAGUACUGUGGCUGGACUGAAAAAUGCACCAAGUGAACAACUUAUAAAUAUUUUUGAAUCUUGUACGCGGAAUCCUAAGGAAAAUAUUAUGAAAAUAGUAAAAGGAAUAGGAGAAACUUUCUGCCAACACUAUACUCAAUCAACAGACGAACAGCCAGGAUCUCACAUAGACUUUGCUAUAAACAGACUAAAGCUGGCAGAAAUUUUGUAUUAUAAAAUGUUAGAGACUGUAAUGGUUCAGGAAACACGAAGACUUCAUGGAAUGGACAUGUCAGUUCUUUUAGAGCAGGAUAUAUUUCAUCGUUCCUUGAUGGCUUGUUGUUUGGAAAUUGUGCUGUUUGCCUAUAGCUCACCUCGUACUUUUCCUUGGAUUAUUGAAGUUCUCGAUUUGCAGCCAUUUUAUUUUUAUAAGGUUAUCGAGGUGGUGAUCCGCUCAGAGGAGGGGCUCUCCAGGGAUAUGGUAAAACACCUAAACAGCAUUGAAGAACAAAUUUUGGAGAGUUUAGCAUGGAGUCACAAUUCCGCUCUGUGGGAGACUCUCCAGGCUUCUGCAAACAAAGUUCCUACCUGUGAAGAAGUGAGUCAGGGCAAGGUUAUAUUCCCAAAUAACUUUGAAACAGGAAAUGGAGGAAAUGUACAGGGACAUCUUCCCAUGAUGCCAAUGUCUCCUAUAAUGCAUCCAAGAGUCAAAGAAGUUCGGACUGACAGUGGAAGUCUUCGAAGGGAUAUGCAGCCAUUGUCUCCAAUUUCUGUCCAUGAACGGUACAGUUCUCCUACUGCAGGGAGUGCUAAGAGAAGACUUUUUGGAGAGGACCCACCAAAGGAAGUGCUUAUGGACAAGAUUUUGACAGAAGGAACAAAAUUGAAAAUUGCUCCUUCUUCAAGCAUCACUACUGAAAAUAUAUCCAUAUCCCCUGGGCAAACUCUUCUAACAAUGGCCACAGCCACAGUAACAGGGACAACAAGACAUAAAGUUACAAUUCCAUUGCACGGUGUUGCAAAUGAUGCUGGAGAAAUCACACUGAUACCUAUUUCCAUGAAUACAAUUCAGGAAUCCAACAUUGAGAGUCCUGUAUCAAUUACUGCUCACUCGUUAAUUGGUGCUUCUCCAAAACAUAUUCAUCUGACUAAAGCACAAGAGGUUCAUCUGACUGGAAUAAGCAAACCAAAGAGAACUGGGUCCUUAGCACUCUUUUACAGGAAGGUUUAUCAUUUGGCAAGUGUACGUUUACGUGAUUUAUGUUUAAAACUGGAUGUUUCAAAUGAAUUACGAAGAAAGAUAUGGACAUGUUUUGAGUUCACUUUAGUUCACUGUUCUGAUUUAAUGAAAGACAGGCAUUUGGAUCAGCUCCUUCUUUGUGCCUUUUAUAUCAUGGCAAAGGUAACAAAAGAAGAAAGAACUUUUCAAGAAAUAAUGAAAAGUUAUAGGAAUCAGCCUCAAGCUAAUAGUCACGUAUAUAGAAGUGUUCUUUUGAAAAGUGUUCCAAAAGAAGUUGUGGCAUACAAUAAUGACAUAAAUGGUGAUUUUGAAAUGACAGAUGGUGACUUGGAAAAUGCCACAAAAACACCUAACUGUCCCAAUGGACCAGUGAAAGAGGAGAGAGGCGAUCUUAUCAAAUUUUACAAUACAAUAUAUGUAGGAAGAGUGAAGUCAUUUGCAUUGAAAUAUGACUUGUCGAAUCAGGACCAUGUGAUGGAUGCUCCACCACUCUCUCCUUUUCCACAUAUUAAACAACAGCCUGGCUCACCACGCCGAAUUUCUCAGCAGCAUUCCAUUUAUGUUUCCCCACACAAGAAUGGGUCAGGCCUUACCCCAAGGAGUGCUUUGCUGUACAAGUUCAACGGCAGUCCUUCUAAGAGUUUGAAAGACAUCAACAACAUGAUAAGGCAAGGUGAGCAGAGAACCAAGAAGCGAGCAAUAGCCAUCAGUGGAGAUGCAGAGUCACCUGCCAAACGCCUCUGCCAGGAAAAUGAUGAUGUUUUACUUAAACGACUGCAGGAUGUUGUCAGUGAAAGAGCAAAUCACUAACAGCGUUCCAGUUUCUGAUGAAAGCACUUUUCAGGUUAUUUUGCAGAAAGUUGGGACUCUAUCCUUCAAGCCUUUCUGCCUUAUAAAUGGUAAAUAUCACUGGGUUAUAUGAAAAAUUGCACCAAAAUUUAAUGUGUUUUUAACAUUUAUCAAGAAUGUUGACAGAUGUAUUUUGAGUUAGAUUGAAAAGGAAUGUUUUAAGUGCCUUUAUACAUGUUAAUAGUCAUAGGAUUUUUUUAAUGUUUAUUCUUCAAGUUAGUUUUUUUUUAACGGACACAAUACCUUUAUUUUAUUCUUUUUUAUGUGGUACUGAGGAUCUGAACCCAGUGCCCCACACGCA